CGAAGAGAAGGCCUGCAUCCAUCCAUCCAGCACAUCCAGCGCCCAUCGCUCUUUCCGUGCUGUCCAUCUGUCAGCUAGCUCCCUUGACGACGAGUGAGUGCUCCCUGUCGUGAAGUGAUUUGACGAAAGUACCGUACCUGGUUGAGUUCAUCGUUGCCCGCACUAUCGUAUCGGCUCAUGGCGGACGUCGACGCACCCCCGGCUGGUGAGCGGGCGGCCUCCGGGGCACACACACGACCUUCUCAGGCAGAGAGAGAGGCCGGGGAGGGCGGAGGGUAGUCGAGGAGUCGCAGGAAGGCCGCAUCAGUGCGUGUGCGUGAGAGACAUGGGGUAUGGCGACGUACGAAGGUGCUCUCUGCGUGGGUGUGUGCGUUUUCAGAUGUUGCUGAUGCCGGCGCUGCCCCGAAGGCGAAAGUACGCAGCACCACAGCACUACACAGCACCCCUCCAUGGCCAUGCACACCACACCACACACCACCACAUAGAGGGAGAUCCAGACGACGACCGUCCUGUGCUCCACCCUUCCCUUGUGUUGGUCUUGUGACUUGUGUCGUGUGUGGUGCCUUCAGGCCAAGGGGAAGGGCAAGGCCAAGUCCGGUGGUGGCAAGGCGCGUGCUGCCCCGAAGCACCCUUCGUUUGAGGAGAUGAUCAAGGAGGCCAUCGGCACACUCAAGGACCGGUCAGGCAGCAGCCUGUUCGCCAUCAAGAAGUUCAUCCAGGCCAACUACUCCCUCGACGUCGAGGACGCACGCACCAAGCACCACAUCAGCCGCGCACUCAAGAAAAUGAGCGAAGCCAAGAAACUCAUCACGGUAAGAAACUUACACACACAUGCACACAUGCACACACAGGGGGAGGGCAGGUGAUAUGGUGUGGUGUGGUGGGAUGGUGUUGUGUGGUGGGUGCAUCUCGACUCGACGUGUGGCCUUCGUGUGUUGGUGUGUUGUUUGUGUGCAGAUCAAGGCGUCGUACAAGUUGAACAUGAACGUGGUUGGCGCUGCCAAGAAGGCCGCACCCAAGAAACCCAAGGCCGCCGCUGAGGGUACGCACGCACGCCACACAAACCACACACCACAACCCACCACACCACACCACAGACACGGACGCCGCCACCUCAAUCACCCCACACAUCCCUCUCUCUCUCUGCGUGUGUGUGUGUAUCAGACACUGGAGUUGAGGCUGCCCCUGCUCCCAAGGCCAAGGCGAAGGCUGUCAAGAAGACCCGCGCUGCGGCCAAACCCAAGACGGCUGCCGCCAAACCCAAGGCCAAGGCGGUACGGACGCACAUGGACACACGCACAUCCUCCACACCAUUCCGCAGGCAGGGGCCUGCCUUUAAAUGCACAUGUUAUGUUGUCCUGUUUUGUGUUUUGUGUGAUGCGCAGAGCGUUCGCAAGCCCAUCACCAAGAAGCCCAAGGCGGCGGCCAAGGGCAAGGCCAAAGCCAAGGCCAAAGGUGCGCCCCCACCCAACACACCCCCCGACUUACUCCCUCUCUGUACACACGUGUUUGUGUGGUGUGUUUGUUUAUUUCUUUCUUGUGACUGCAGGCAAGGCCAAGGCUAAGGCUAAGGCUAAGGCCAAGGCGGCUGCCUGAACCACCCCACCACCAUACCACCACCAUGCCACCAUGACACCAUGCCCAAUACAGAAAGAUGCCUGCGUGAUGGACUGACUGACUGACACAAGUGAUCGAGCCCGCCUCUUUCUCUCCCUCUUCCCCACCCAUGUAUCCCAUGCCACCUCACCCCAUUCGCCCAGCUCAGCCCUGCACGCACGUCCACGUCGCACGACUCAGGCAGCCCAGGCCCUUGUGUGUGUAUGUGUGUGUGGUGUGUGUGUGUGUGUGUAUUGUUUAUAUAUACUCACGGGCAAUACUGGCUGAUAGACUCACUGCGUUGUGUUGUGUUGUUGGGUUGUGUUGGGGAUUGUACAUUCUGUUCCCCCCCCCCCAAUCUCUGUCUGUAUCUCUCUCUCUCUAUCUGUCUGUCUGUCUGUCUCUGUAUGGUCUCGGCCGUGCUGUGUGUGGGGCGUGGCGUGUGUUGUGGCUGGGGGGCGGGGCGGAUGGGGUCGGGGCGGAAAGAGAGAGAGAGAGGCAACACCGAGACAAUCACUCACACCACCUCAGCAUCCGUAGCCAGAUGACGACUCUCUGACUGUGACUCUGACACUGACGUGAUUGACCGAAAGACGGGGAGCAGCAAAGGGAGACAAUACACAACACACACACGACACAUCGACUGACGGACAGACAAUCGGACAUCGGCACCCUCUUUUUCGCUAGGUGCAACUGACACGAGUGAGCAGACUGCAUGGCAGCCAGACGGGGAAGGAGGGAGGUGCGA
This is a messenger RNA of Vitrella brassicaformis, 2344 nucleotides long. The record is from the annotation of a GenBank genome assembly. Lineage: Eukaryota; Vitrellaceae.